Messenger RNA from Diachasma alloeum, 1097 nucleotides. RefSeq names its product 28S ribosomal protein S35, mitochondrial (gene mRpS35). Gene Ontology annotation, cellular component: mitochondrial small ribosomal subunit. The transcript is spliced from 3 exons. The record is from RefSeq and is a predicted model, not a curated record. Lineage: Eukaryota; Metazoa; Arthropoda; Insecta; Hymenoptera; Braconidae. Gene Ontology annotation, biological process: mitochondrial translation. Gene Ontology annotation, molecular function: structural constituent of ribosome. The coding region runs from base 70 to 1080 and encodes 336 amino acids.
CUCAAUGGAAACAUGUAGGAGAGCAAAACAGUCGGCUCCGAAACACUGUUUAAUUGUUUAAAUAACAAAAUGUCAGUGCUUAUUAGAUUGAGCAGAAGAAAUGGGUUCGCGGUGCCAUCGAAAUUGCAGUGCGUCGCGUAUUCUCUGCCGUCUACUCCUUUGUCGAUAGAGGAGGAUGGGAUGAUCGGUGAAUUUCGUGUUUUGAGAUUUAUUCCAAAGAAGAAUCAAGAAAAAAGAAAAGUGAUAGAAAGGCCAAAAGUGCCUCCACCACGUGCAGAUCAGAUGGCAACAGACCAGGACUGGCCCUCGGUCUGGCCUGGCCCCAAGACCUUCCACCCAGCCUCAGUGCCCCUCCCCGUUCGUCAAGGCUACCCGAAGAAGAACGAUGCACCUCCUGGUAAAUUCGGUAACACCGAGCUCAUGAAAAUCCCGAAUUUCCUGCAUCUCACACCUCCAGCCAUCAAGAGACACUGCGAGGCCCUCAAGCAGUUCUGCACAGAGUGGCCAGCGGGCCUGGAGGAUGACGAGAAGUGCGAGAAGCAUUUUCCACUCGAAGUCAUCACGUCAGACUACUGUUACUCGUCUCCCUCCAUCAGAGAUCCUCUGGCCAGAGUCGUCAGUUUGAGGGUGAAACUGUCGUCUCUGGAGCUGGAUGAACAUGCCAAGGAUAAAUUGUUGAGGCUCCUGGGGCCUCGGUACGACCCCAAGAGCGAUAUCAUUUCGAUUGUUGCUGACAGGUGCCCCACGAGAAAACAAAACCUCGAGUAUGCUGAUUACCUUCUCACUGCGGUUUAUCAUGAAGCCUGGCGCAUGGAGCCCUGGGAGGCAGAGAAGCAACUCGUCGACAUGGAGUAUUACGACUGGGACAGGAACAAGAGUCGUGAAACACUGGUGACAAUUUACUCGUGGCCAAACGAACCCCCAGAGGAUCUCAACUACGACACAAUCCCUCACGUCACCGAGUACAAAGUUGCGGUGGCAGAUUUAAUCAACACCGGGGAGGAUCAGUUUUCCGUUAAUAAGUACAGGGAGGCUGUUAAGAAUUUAUUACAUCUGAAGAAGGGUGCUGUAGAGAAUUAAAUUUAUUGCCACAACAA